This is a messenger RNA of Cuscuta europaea, 3599 nucleotides long. NCBI's taxonomy places the organism in Eukaryota, Viridiplantae, Streptophyta, Magnoliopsida, Solanales, Convolvulaceae. The record is from the annotation of a GenBank genome assembly.
GCCCAUACCAGUUCUCCCAUCCGAUUCCGAAGAAUAGCUCCUCCCGAAGCACAGCCAGGUUUGAACGAAGCAUCUACGUUCAAUUUGAAGUUUUGUUUAGGCCUUUUCCACUUGACAACCUGAAUAAUAGGGUAAUUAAACUUAAACCUUAACGGAAUAAAGUUUUCAGUGUACAAAAAAUCUUCCACCCUUCUUCGUUUUAUCUUUGUUUAAGUUGAAGCCCAUUUCUAAGUAUAGAACUUGAUUUGUAGAAUAAUGUAAUCUGGACUUGGUAUAGAACCCGAACCCCAAGUGUAUGAAGAAAAAACCUUCCAAAUGUGCCAUGUAAUAAUGCCAGGCAUAAUGUGCUUAAAAAUAUCUGCCAUUGAUUUAGAACCAGCCUCAAUCCAUCAUAGUAUAAGAACUUGCCUAAAUGAAGAUGUGUUAGGAAAACUGUAAACUCUUCUUAUGACAAUCUCUUUUCAACCGACAUGAUAGUUGGAAGUGACAAAUUCCAUAAUAACAAGUACAAGGAAACUAUUUUAAAUUACAAAGAGUUAAUGACAAUAAAAAACAUCUCAUUAAAUGAUUAAUUUUGAAUUUGUGAUAGGAAAAUAUUAUCUGAUUAAAAUUUACAUCUUUUGGUGAUUCAAUUUUUUCAUAAUAAAACCCUGGGAAAACUGUCAAAUAAGUCACCCUACUACUACGAAUAAGUCAAUUAAGGCUCUGAACUCAAUUAUCAACCAAUCAAGUAUCCCAACUUCAAAAAAAAAUUAAAACAGCUCUUCAAGAGGUUAACAAACGGCUCUCCGGUAUACAUACGCAUGUGGCCAACAUGUGUCAAAUCUUUUCUUUUUCUUUUUCUUUCUCAUCUUUCUCUUUCUUUCUUUCUACUAAUUCAUCCUCGACCCUUCGUCUUUGUUGCUCCUCCUCCAUCUUUGCUACGCCUCCCUCCCUCAAAUCUUUAUUUCAUUUUUUGCUUUUAUUCUUCUCUUUCUCUUUCUUUCUUCCUGGUAAUUCAGAUGUAUUUAUUUGGACUAUUUUCAGUCCCAGAUCAGAUCAGACCAGUUCAGACUUGCAUAGUUAUAAAAUACACAGAGACCAUACAUUACCAGACCAGACUAGUUCAGGUAAACCAGACUUAAACAAAUCAGACCAGACCAGCAAAUUUCAUUCGAAGUAAAAACAUCCUUAGUCUGUAGCCCUCCAUCUUUAAUACCUCUCCCUGUAUAGACACAUAUAUGUAUCAAUUUUGUUAUAGGUACCCCAAAUGUAUACCCCAACUGCACCCCAUAUAAAAACCCACCCAAAAAAGUUACCCCCUCACCUCCCUCAUGUGCGCCCAACCUUUCCCCUCCCACCUUUCUUUCCAAAUGUCCCGCGCCUCUCACCUUUUCCCUUCCCCAACAUGUUUCGGAACACCCCCCCAAACCACUGUCACCUCAGACCUCAACCAGUCUUCGCAUCCCACCCUCGAACACCAAAGCCGUCAUCUACCUUCCCGGCGUGUUCACAGUCGGUCGAAUUAACCAGCCCAACCCAUCCGCCACAAAAAAACAGUGUUCUUCCCCACCCCCAUGAACCAACAGUUGCUUCCCCCAGAACAGUGCCCACCGUCAGAGAGCACUCCAGCCUCACCCCUGUUCGCCCUAGCCCUCUUAUAGGACGUAAACACUUGAAGGUUGUCAAAUCAGUUCAAAAUCACUUUGUUGUGAAGGUUUGAAGCUCUAUGGUUCGCACAAGCUUAACAGAAAUGGCUGAAAGGUAUGGUUUUUGUUCUGUUUAUAUUGGAUUUAUUUUUUCUUGGUGUGAAUAACUUUUGUAAAUUUAGAGUUGUCUGUCAUUAUGUUUGUGAGUAGUUUGAAGUUGUCUGUGCUUUGUUUGUAAUGGUUUAGUAGUCUGUUGUGUGUGGUUUGAAGUUGUCUGUCAUACUAGUGAACUAUUUUUGUACAUGUGAGUUGGCUGUCAUGUGAUAUAAAAUGUCUGGCAAGAUAUUUUAGUCGUCCGUCAAUUCAGUUUGAAUGGUUGAAACUUGGUUUGUAGUUGUUUGUCAUGUGAAAUUAGUUGUGUGGCAACCCAUUUGAGAUGCAUGACAACCCAUUUGAAUUGUUUAAAAUUGGUUUAUAGUUGUCUGUCAUGUGAAAGGACAUGUCUUGCAAGCCAUUUGAGUUGUUUGUCGCUUCAUUUUGAAUGGUUGAAUCUAGGUUUGUAGUUGUCUGUCAUGUGAAUUUAGUUGUCUGACAAGCCAUUUGAGUUGUCUGGCAGGUCAAAUUGAAUUCUAUAAAAUUGGGUUGUAGUUUUCUACCAUGUGAAUUGACUUCUCUGGGAUCGUAUUGCAACAAAUUGUUCACAUCAUAUGGAAUUGUUGGAAUUGUUUAAACCUCCUGUGUAGUUGUCUGUCAUGUGAUAUAAAAUGUAUGUCAUUCCUUCUGAGUUGACUGUAAUGUGAAAUGGGUCUUUGUAAUGUCAUUGAUUUGGCUGAAAUCUAUGAUAUGUAUUUGUUGAAAUUAUACAAAGCAUUUGAACUACAAAUUCUUGUGUCCAACCCGUUUUGAGCCCAGUAUUCUGUUUGCUCAUUUUUCAACUACAAAUUCCUGUGUCCAAGCCGUUUUGAGCCCAAUAUUCUGUUUGCUCAUUUUUCAAAGAGACUGGAAGAUGAAGGAUAUAUACAUUGAAGAAGAUGAAGGAACAAACUAGAUGAGAUGAUGGGCUUGUGGACUGUAACAACUUCGGAGGAAGCUCCAAUUUUUGGUGGAAAAGAAUAGAGUGGGUAGACGAGGGAAUGUGAGAUUGAGAUUUUUUGGGGGGAGAUAAAAAAUGGUAAAAUAAGAGAGUGUUUAUAUGGGAUACAAAUGGGUUAUACAUUUUGGAUACCUAUAGAAAAAUUGUAUAUGUAUUGACCCACACCAAAUCCAAAUCCAAAUCAGCAUUAUUUCUUGGCUUUUGUAUCCACCGAAACAAAAUCCAAACUAAGCGACUCCAAUUUCUUGUUGCCUAAACAAAUCAAAAUAACCAUUGUAUCUUAGCUUUUAGAUCCAAACGAAAUAAAUUUUGAAACCAAAGAAAGAUGAGGAAGAAAUGAAAAGAGGAUGGAGUAGUAGGGGAGACGACGUUAGGUGGGGGUGUCUAGUCAGCUAAGCCAAGAAGACGUAGUGCGGUAGUGGGGGUGAUGAACCAGGGGAGCGGAGAACCAGACUGAGGAGAGAAAAACAAGGGAGGGAAGAAAGAAAAAGAAAAAAGAAAAGAAAGAACAAUUAAGGGCUCGUUUGAUCUACUGAAAUUUAUUUAUGAAAUUAUGGAUGAAUGGGAUACAUUGGCUAAUUCUGUUGAUUUAUAAAAAAAAUUAUUUAAAGUAUAUUUAUUAAUAAAAUAUAGAAAAUAUAUAUGAAAAGAUAGUUAAAAUGAUCCUCUACAAUAAUUUCAGCCAAUAAUGUCAGAAAAGUAACUCAAAUCUUAUUUUUUCUUAUUAUUACACAAUUCAGCGCGGGAAAUGAGAAGUUUCGUGAUUGGUGAAAAGUUGCUCCUAACUUUGAUAAACCAAAAAAAUAUGGUCACCAAAUAAGUUCUAAAGGUCAUACCACGCCACACGCCACAUGUGCAGUUUACCUAGGAACCGGGAG